This is a messenger RNA of Symbiodinium sp. CCMP2456, 336 nucleotides long. The record is from the annotation of a GenBank genome assembly. NCBI's taxonomy places the organism in Eukaryota, Dinophyceae, Suessiales, Symbiodiniaceae.
CUUCGUAUCGAAGUGCGCGCCCCGACGGGUACUGAAUUAGUUCGCGUUAGCCAGCUCAGCCAACGCACGAACCAGAUGAACUCGACGCAGCUACGUCUCGCAUCGGAAACGGCCGUGGCAGACUGGCUGGCAGGUGAUGGACAGUGGAUUCUCGCCACGUGGGUGUCAGAUCGCUUCGGAGACUAUGGCUUGGUGUGCUGCGCCUUCUGCGCAGAUCUAGCGGAAGCUGUGGUUGUGCAGUGUUUGUGCAUGAGCUGCCGGGUCUUGCAUCGCGGCGUGGAGGAGGCAACCUUGCGCCACGUUGCUGUGAAGGCCUUGUCUGCAGGCUACCAGGAA